AUGGAAUUCCUAGAAUUUGGAAACAUUGUAAACCAUUUGGCCCACUCCCCUCAUUUGAAGGUGCCCACGGUCGAGAAGGCUGUAGUCCUGGUGUUCUUGGGUUCGCAGCUGAGGCAGCUGGUCUCUGGGCAUGUGAUUGUAGGGUCCUGGGAAGUAUCUGAGGUCUCCUCGGUUGAAGUUGUUUUUUCAGCAAUGAUAUUUGAGACUAUUACAAAUCAAGAUCUGCCUGUGAUCAAGUGUGUUUUAAUCCAUCAUAAGAGCAAUGAUUCAUCAGUGGGGAUACCUUCAUCAUAUCCCACGGCAUCAGAAUCCCCGGAAGACCUUGGCUGUGCCUUGAGGCCUGAGAGUGCAGAGGCAGUCUACGAGGCGGCCAGGGUAGAAGUAGACGCAUCUGCAUCCAUCACACUGCAAGUGCUACUCACAACCCCGGGGAACAUUUCCUGUCUCUGGGUCUUUAAACACAGCUCCCUGAAUUGCCAGCCACACUUUGAUUUACAAAACAGAGGAGUUGUUUCCAUGUUCAUUUUGAAAAUGACAGAAACCCAAGCUGGAGAAUACCUGCUUUUUAUUCAGAGUGAAGCGACCAAUUACACGAUAUUGUUCACAGUGAGUAUAAGAAAUACACUGCUUUACACAUUGAGGAGACCAUACUUUAGAAAAAUGGAAAAUGAGGACGCCCUGGUCUGCAUAUCUGAGAGCAUUCCAGAACCAACUGUGGAAUGGGUGUUUCGUGAUUCACAGAGUGAAAGCUAUAAAGGAGAAAGUCCACCCAUUGUUACAAAGGAGCAAAGUGUACUUCAUGAGUUAUUUGGAACAGACAUAAGGUGCUGUGCAAGAAAUGAGCUGGGCAGGGAAUGUACCAAGCUGUUCACUAUAGAUCUAAACCAGACUCCUCGGAACACACUGCCACAAUUAUUUCUUAAAGUGGGGGAACCCUUGUGGCUCAGGUGCAAAGCUGUUCAUGUAAACCAUGGAUUUGGGCUCACCUGGGAGUUAGAAAAUCAAGCACUGGAGGAGGGCAACUACUUUGAGAUGAGUACCUAUUCCACAAACAGAACUAUGAUACGGAUUCUGUUUGCUUUUGUAUCAUCAGUGGGAAGAAACGACACUGGAUAUUACACUUGUUCCUCUUCCAAGCAUCCCAGUCAGUCAGCUUUGGUUACCAUCGUAGAAAAGGGAUUUAUACAUGCUUCCAAAACAAAUGAAGAGUAUGAAAUUGACCAGUAUGAAGAGUUCUGUUUUUCUGUCAGGUUUAAAGCAUACCCACAAAUCAGAUGUACGUGGAGCUUCUCUAGAAAAUCAUUUCCUUGUGAACAAAGUGGCCUUGAUGAUGGGUACAGCAUAUCUAAGUUUUGCAACCACAAACACCAGCCAGGAGAAUACACCUUCCAUGCAGAAAAUGACGAUGCCCAGUUCACAAAAAUGUUCACGCUAAAUAUAAGAAGGAAACCUCAAGUGCUGGCCAAGGCAUCAGCAAGUCAGGCCUCUUGUUCCUCAGAUGGAUAUCCAUUACCAUCUUGGACCUGGAAGAAGUGUUCAGACAAGUCUCCCAACUGCACAGAAGAAAUCACGGAAGGAAUUUGGAAUAGAAAGGCUAACAGAAAAGUAUUUGGACAGUGGAUAUCGAGCAGUACACUGAACAUGAGUGAGGCCAUCAAAGGGUCCCUGGUGAAGUGCUGUGCGUACAAUUCCCUGGGCACAUCUUGUGAAACAAUCCAUUUAGGCUCACCAGGACCCUUCCCUUUCUUCCAGGACAACAUCUCAUUCUAUGCCACCAUUGGGCUCUGUGUCCCCUUCAUUGCCGUUUUAACCAUGCUCAUUUGUCACAAGUACAAAAAGCAAUAUAGGUAUGAAAGCCAACUGCAGAUGGUACAGGUGACUGGUUCUUUGGAUAAUGAGUACUUCUACAUUGAUUUCAGAGAAUAUGAAUAUGAUCUCAAAUGGGAGUUUCCAAGAGAAAAUUUAGAAUUUGGGAAGGUGCUAGGAUCAGGUGCUUUUGGAAAAGUGAUGAACGCAACAGCUUAUGGAAUUAGUAAAACAGAAGUCUCCAUCCAGGUUGCUGUCAAAAUGCUGAAAGAGAAAGCAGACAGCUCUGAAAGGGAAGCUCUCAUGUCUGAACUCAAAAUGAUGACUCAGCUGGGGAACCACGAAAAUAUUGUGAAUCUGCUGGGGGCGUGCACACAGUCAGGGCCAGUUUACUUGAUUUUUGAAUAUUGUUGCUAUGGUGAUCUUCUCAACUAUCUAAGAAGUAAAAGAGAAAAAUUUCACAGAACAUGGACGGAAAUUUUCAAGGAACACAAUUUCAGUUUUUACCCCACUUUCCAGUCACAUCCAAAUUCCAGUAUGCCUGGUUCACAAGAAGUUCACAUACACCAGGACACAGACCAUAUCUCAGGGUUCAAUGGGAAUUCCUUUCAACCCAAAGAUGAAGUUGAAUAUGAAAACCAAAAAAGGUUGGAGGAAGAAGAGGACCUGAAUGUACUUACAUUUGAAGAUCUUCUUUGUUUUGCUUAUCAAGUUGCCAAAGGAAUGGAAUUUCUGGAAUUUAAGUCGUGUGUCCACAGAGAUCUGGCAGCCAGGAAUGUGCUGGUGACCCGUGGGAAAGUGGUGAAGAUAUGCGAUUUCGGAUUGGCUCGAGAUAUUAUGAGUGAUUCCAACUAUGUUAUCAGGGGCAACGCCCGCCUGCCUGUGAAGUGGAUGGCUCCUGAAAGCUUGUUUGAAGGGAUCUACACAAUUAAGAGUGAUGUCUGGUCAUACGGAAUAUUACUCUGGGAGAUAUUCUCGCUUGGUGUCAACCCUUACCCUGGCAUUCCAGUUGAUGCGAACUUCUAUAAACUCAUUCAGAGUGGAUUUAAAAUGGACCAGCCAUUUUAUGCUACAGAAGAAAUAUACUUUAUAAUGCAAUCCUGCUGGGCUUUCGACUCCAGGAAACGGCCAUCCUUCUCUAACCUGACUUCAUGUUUGGGAUGUCAGCUGGCAGACGCGGAGGAAGCGAUGUAUCAGAACAUGGACGACCAUGUUUCUAAACAUCCUUCCGGCUACCAAAACAGGCAACCUUACAGCAGAGAGACGGGCACAGGGCUGCCCUCUCCGCAGGAUCACGCUGAAGACUCGUAGAGAAACAAUUUAGUCUUAAGAACUCCUAUCCCCCUCACCUUCAACUGGUUAUCGAUUACCAAAACAAGAUUAACUUCAUCACUAAAAGAAAAUGUAUUCUCAGCUGCUGCUUUGCUGGACUUUUCUCUAGAAGCUCUCUAUAUCUGCUGUUGUUUUCAAAGGAACUUUUGUAAAAUUGAAUUUGCACAAGGCAGGAAGAGCUGAAAAUUAACUUCAUUGGAGCAUCUACCUACAUCCAAAGGCCUUCUCAGGCUGGCUUGAGUGAAAGUUGUGUACCUAAGUAUAGUAUAUUCUUGUAAAUACAUAAAACAAAAAAAUUUUGCUG
This is a messenger RNA of Myotis lucifugus (little brown bat), 3442 nucleotides long. RefSeq names its product fms related tyrosine kinase 3 (gene FLT3). Gene Ontology annotation, cellular component: signaling receptor complex. Gene Ontology annotation, molecular function: transmembrane receptor protein tyrosine kinase activity; ATP binding. Lineage: Eukaryota; Metazoa; Chordata; Mammalia; Chiroptera; Vespertilionidae. The transcript is spliced from 25 exons. The record is from RefSeq and is a predicted model, not a curated record. Gene Ontology annotation, biological process: protein phosphorylation; positive regulation of kinase activity; cytokine-mediated signaling pathway. The coding region runs from base 1 to 3117 and encodes 1038 amino acids.